Molecule: messenger RNA, 1986 nt
Organism: Salvelinus fontinalis (brook trout)
Lineage: Eukaryota; Metazoa; Chordata; Actinopteri; Salmoniformes; Salmonidae
Product: putative nuclease HARBI1
Exons: 3
Coding region: 1033-1785 (250 amino acids)
Source: RefSeq, a predicted model, not a curated record
AAUGGUGAGGAGUACUCAUCAAAAUCAAAAAAUCUAAUUUCUUUUACAGGACCCAGAUGCUAUACAGUGGGAAAACCAGCCUGGCAACAUAGUGCGUAUUAAUAAAAGGACACCACAUCCUGCCAAAUUCCAGCUGCGCUAAUUGUAUUGUGUUCACAGAGCUCACAAGCUAUCAGAAAGUUGUAUGGCAACCACCUCCGGCGCCAAAUAGAACUGGCAGACAUAGACAUUCAGUACAAGAAGAAAAAGAUGGAAAAUCUUGCACUGGAGUCCGAAAUAAAAAAGAGGACAAUUAGGAAACUGGACCUUGAAAUAAAAAAACUUGAGAGGGAGGUGAGAUAUGCCUUCAAUGUACACUGUAUGCUAACUGUAACACAAAUGUAUUAAUCAUUAUUUUUCUUUCCUCCCCCAGCUCCAAGAAGAUGACACAGCUCAAAAUAAAAAUUAGGUAUAUUCUCGUAAAGUCAAGUGAGCCAUGACAUAUGAGCUCUUAUUGUGAGCACACAGGACGGUGGCAUCUUUCUAAGUUUUUUUUAAUUUUCCCAGCAAUCAGUACAACCAAGUCAUCGUUAUAAGGCAUCGCCCUCUUUUGCCCACCCCCCCAGCACCAGGUGUGGCCACUAGCCUAUAUGAAGGCCCAAAAUUGUGUGUUCCUUUCUGCUCUGACAAUGGCAUGCCCAUUCGUGCGAGAUGUGGUGGAUGAAGAAGCACUUGUGCUGAGGAGAGCCUUCAGGCGAGAAAGGGUCUUCAGGGACCGGUUGGACCCACUGGCCUUCCCUGAUGACCAUCUAUAUGAAAGAUACAGGUUUUCUGCAGAUGGCAUCAGGUAUCUAUGCAGACUACUGGGUCCCAGGAUUAAGCACCACACUGCACAGAGCCAUGCACUGAGUGUGGAGCAAAUGGUUUGUGUGGCCUUGCGCUUUUUUGCUAGUGGAGCCUUCCUGUACUCAGUGGGGGAUGCAGAACAGCUGAACAAGGCCACAAUUUGCCGCACAAUAAGGAGUGUGUGUCUGGCUAUCAAAGCAUUAGCAGAUGUCUUCAUCUCCUUCCCUGGCCACAGAAGACUCUGUGACAUCAAAGAGGAGUUCUAUAGGAUUGCAGAUGGUCUGCAAUGCUGACUGUGUGAUCAGCAAUGUUGUGGCAAAAUGGCCUGGCUCAGUCCAUGACUCCAGAAUCUUUCGGGCCUCUGAAAUCUCUCAGUGCCUAUCACAAGGUGAAUUCUCUGGUGUGUUGCUGGGAGACAGGGGGUAUGGCUGCCAGCCUUUUCUCCUGACACCUUUCACAGACCCCCAGGAAGCACAGCAGGCCUACAACCAUGCCCAUGCCAGGACCAGGGCCAGAGUUGAAAUGACCUUUGGCCUCCUGAAGGCACGCUUUCACUGCCUUCACAAAUUAAGGGUCAGCCCUGUUAGGGCAUGUGAUAUUACUGUGGCUUGUGCUGUCCUCCACAAUGUGGCCUGCCUGAGGAAGGAGAGGGCCACCAGAGUGCCACCAGCCAUGGACUGGGACAAUCCGGCAAUCUUCCCUGAUGACGACAGUGGUCGGCUGCUGAGGGACCAAUAUGUGUUGAAUUAUUUGUUAGUAUGUGUGCUUUCAAUUUUGGUUAAAUAUGUCCUGCGGUGGCAGAGGAAUUUGUUUUUUUUUGGGUUCGUUCUUUUACGAAUUUGGCCUCUUAUGAUGUUUGUGCGGUAUACUGUGUGUAAUACAAGGCUGCAGGGAGGCUACUGCAUCCAUUCAUUUGUCUGUUCAGUUGAUGUGUAUGGAUUUGUCCUGCAUUUAUUUUAGUGUGCAGACAUGCAGGGUGUGUUAUAUACAGACCUUUGAAUGUGUAUGUAUCAUUUUGUAUAAUAUGCUUGGAUUCUGUGCUUUCCAUCUUGUAGAGUCACUGUGACUUCAGUUUCGAAAGGAGCUGAUGGUUUACCUGCUUUGUUUUGUCCUUAUUCAAUAAAGGAACAUAAUGUUACACAUUGUGUUUUUAUAUUCAAA